This is a messenger RNA of Eurytemora carolleeae, 2659 nucleotides long. RefSeq lists its product as uncharacterized. Lineage: Eukaryota; Metazoa; Arthropoda; Copepoda; Calanoida; Temoridae. The coding region runs from base 120 to 2198 and encodes 692 amino acids. The transcript has 7 exons. The record is from RefSeq and is a predicted model, not a curated record.
GAUGUCUCCAAGAGUUUCCCGGUUUCCGAGUUAAUACUGAGCCUGCUGUCUCCGGGACUAGAGAGGACCAGAACCUAACCUAGAUAUAGACAUUUAAACUUAAAGGUUAAGGUUUGAGAAUGAGGUUGGUUUUAGCUCUGAGUGUUGGUUUGAGCUUGAUAGCCGGGAUAUCUGGUCAAGGAUCAGGGUACGGAGAUGAAGGAUGUGCAGAUGAUCAAGUAUCAUUCGAACUCAUCACAGGUUACGUGUACACAGCUCCCUCCGACAUGUUGGAUUCCCAGCCUGGAACUCUCAUGUUGACUGAUUGUAUUGAAACCUGCCGGGCAAACACUACCUGUAAAUCCAUCAACUACGAGACCGGGCUAUGUGUACUCUUCUCCUCGUCAGCUGAAGAAAAUGCUGGUCAGCUGACUCCGUCCCAGUUCCCCGUCUUCACUAUAUACGUUCAGAAGAAUUGCUUACCGUCAGCUGAUCUCUGUGACGCGGCCUGGAGCUUCGAGAGGGUGAUGAAUCAUCAGCUGGAUACUCCGAUUGGUAAGAGUGGUCAGGUUGCAAACAGACAAGAAUGUAUGGAGUUAUGUUUGUCUAAUACAGAUUUUGAGUGCAGGUCUGCCAUGUUUACUGAGGGGACUGGAGAAUGCCGUCUAGCUCAGAUGGAUCGACACUCACUGGCCGGUCGACCUGGGUUCGAGGAUGCUCAAGGAGUUCAUUACAUGGAGGUCAACUGUGUAUCCGAUCCAUCCAGGUUGUGUCUGUACAGUAGGGAGCGUGGAAAGAUCCUGAAGACUGUUGAUGCUGUUUAUCAAGCAAUUGCAUCCGAACAGGACUGUCAAGAUCUCUGCAACAAUGCCCCAUUCAGAUGUCACAGCUACGAUUACAAUGAUACCGGAGAUAAUGUUUGCAGACUUUCUCAUCAUUCUGCUGGAACACUGACACAGGUUGAGGAACCCUAUCUAUAUAUUGAAGAAGCUACGACCUUCCAACUCUCUGCUUGUUACAAUGUAUCUAUCGCCUGCCACUCUGGUGACAUGACUGCCAAUAUCCGAACCACCAGUCUCUUCGACGGAAAGAUCUACGCCAAGGGGAGCCCCGUCACCUGUAUGCAGGACAUCAAGGACUCCAUGGACUUCAGCAUCACGAUGAAGUAUACGGAUCUGGAGUGCGGAGUGACUAGAGAGGGCCUAGGAGGUUAUAUCAACGAGGUUAUUAUCCAGCAUCAUGACAGUAUUGUAACCUCAGCUGACCUCGGUCUCCAGCUCUCUUGUGAGUAUGAUCUGACCAACAAGAGUGUUUCCAAUGACGUGGAUCUGAGUAUCACUGGAGAAAUAUCUCCAAGUCUGUUCGAGGAGUCAGUUGUAGACUCUCCUAAUGUUGUGAUGAGGGUUGCAGAUGAGAACGGACAGGAUACCAAAACUGCAGUGGUCGGAGAUCCUCUAUCAAUGGUGUUUGAGAUCCUAGACCCUGAAUCCCCUUAUGAGAUCUUUGUUCGUGACUUGAUCGCUGUUGACGGAGCUACAGAUACCGAACUCCUAUUGAUCGAUGAGCGAGGAUGCCCAACGGACGCAGCAAUCAUGGGAGAAAUAAGAAAAUCUCCUCUGAGCAACAAAACCUUAUCAAGUAAGUUUGAUGCGUUUAGAUUCCCAACUAGCGACGUAGUUCAGUUCCGUGCUAUGAUUACACCUUGUCUACCUGCCUGUGAACCUGUUGUCUGUGAUGUACUGGAUUAUACUGGACAAUCUAAAGCUAUCGACUCCUACGGCCGAAAGAAGAGACAAACCAACACAGCAAUUGAUCUUUUUGAUACGCCAAGACGAGUUCGAAGAGCUGCCAACCCAGAGGAGAUGCUGGUCGUCCAGUCCUUGAAGAUCGUGGACAGGUACGGGAAGAGAAAGGAGAAGGACCAGUUGGAGAAGAAAACUAGACGACUUGAAGAAGAUUCCAACUCAAAUUUCUUCGGAGAAAAGGUUUUGGACGAUAUCACUGAGGACUUGUUGGGCGCAGACUGCUUGGAUAAAACCAGUAUGAUCACCGGAGCUGUGGUGUUCCUCCUCGCUCAGCUCAUCAUUGUCAUCAUGUUUGCCCUCAUCUGGAGAAAGAACCAGAAGGGUAAAGAUAAGAGUCUGAGCUCCCUGGAUAGUAGUAGGACUGACUCCUUGUCGUAUAUGUAUGAUGCCGGGUUUGCCAGGAGGGUUCAAUGAACACCAGGACAAGACCCAAAACCUAAAUUAAAUCCAAUGUUUUCCAAUAACUAUGAAUCUCAAAUGUUACCAGUUGUGUGACAAGAUAUAAUGUGAGCUAGCAUAUCUUGAAACCUAACUCUAGGGAUAAAUAUAAAACUGUCUUCCAUUCAAACACUAGAAUUAUAUAUUUUCCAGCCAAAGAUCUGCGGAAUUAUUUCCCUAGCAUAAUUGUCUUCCAAGCGUUAGUUAAUGAAUCUAUAAAAAAAUAAAACUGUGAUGCGUGAAUGAAUGAUGAAUGAAUUGAUGAAAAUGAGUUUAGUGUAAAUAGCUUUUUUCUAAUAUGGCAAUUUUUUAUUUUUUCCAUGCUUAUAACUAUUUCAGGAUGAUUGUUGCUGGUGUCUUGACAAAACAUAUUUCCAAACUUUAGUUGAAAGGAAUUGAGUCUUUGCCACAAACUCUGAUUUUCUAAUCACUCUAUC